AAGGAACCAGAGGCGGCCCAGAGGCCCGGGGUCUGUGAGCUGCUGUUUGAGGCUGCAGGACACUGGGUCGCCAUGGGGAUAGCUGCCCUGGGCCUCCUCUGGGCAGUGCUCGUGCCCCCUCUCUCUGUGUUUGGAAUCCCCACCGAGGAGCCCACCUCUGGGGAAGCCGUGGCCUCUAGUUCCCCUGGGCUCUGUCGACGGUGCUGUGACUCUGAGGACCCCCUGGUCCUUGCUGAUGCUGCACACGCGUCCUUGGCCUCUCCGUCCGCCCUCCCGUACAUGCUGCCUGAGGUCAGGCCCUACAUUAACAUCACCAUCCUGAAGGGUGACAAAGGGGACCGAGGCCUGCUGGGCUCGCCCGGGAAGCUGGGCAGGGAGGGCCCCCGGGGGGAGCGCGGCCCCCAGGGCACCAAGGGCGCCAAGGGGCAAGCAGGCAGCCCUGGCGGCCCGUGCCAGACGCGCUUCUCAGCCUUCUCGGUGGGCCGCAAGACGGCCCUGCACAGCAGCGAGGGUUUCCAGCCGCUGCUCUUCGACACGGUCUUUGUGAACCCGGACGGGCACUUCAACCUGGCUGCCGGCCACUUCGUCGCCCCCCUGCGCGGCCUCUAUUUCUUCAGCCUCAACGUGCACAGCUGGAACUUCAAGGAGACCUACGUGCACGUCGUGCACAACGACGAGGCAGCCGUCAUCCUGUAUGCGCAGCCCAGCGACCGCAGCAUCAUGCAGAGCCAGAGUGUGAUGCUGGCCCUGGCACCCGGCGACCGUGUUUGGGCACGGCUCUUCAAGCGUGAGCGUGAGAAUGCUGUCUACAGCGACGACAUCGACACCUACAUCACCUUCAGCGGCCAUCUCAUCAAGCCCGAGGACGAUUAGUGCCUCCUGUGGGGCAGCUCUGGCCUGGGGUGGCCACGGGCAGGUCUGUGCCCUGCGGGGCCUCAGUUUGCCUGUCUGUAAAGUUGGCCCUGGGACCAGGCAUUCUGGGCAGCCUUCCUCCUCUUUCCUUCCCUCCAUCACCCUCCCAGUCUGUUCCUGCCUCUC
Lipotes vexillifer (Yangtze River dolphin) is the source of this 1038-nucleotide messenger RNA. RefSeq names its product C1q and TNF related 6 (gene C1QTNF6). Bases 73 to 873 code for a protein of 266 amino acids. NCBI's taxonomy places the organism in Eukaryota, Metazoa, Chordata, Mammalia, Artiodactyla, Lipotidae. The transcript has 3 exons. Gene Ontology annotation, molecular function: protein binding. The record is from RefSeq and is a predicted model, not a curated record.